Lipotes vexillifer (Yangtze River dolphin) is the source of this 1650-nucleotide messenger RNA. It is a transcript of the gene HAP1, whose product is annotated as huntingtin associated protein 1. Gene Ontology annotation, biological process: anterograde axonal transport of mitochondrion; neurotrophin TRK receptor signaling pathway; vesicle transport along microtubule. Gene Ontology annotation, molecular function: signaling receptor binding; myosin binding. Gene Ontology annotation, cellular component: mitochondrion; cytoplasmic vesicle; dendrite. Lineage: Eukaryota; Metazoa; Chordata; Mammalia; Artiodactyla; Lipotidae. The record is from RefSeq and is a predicted model, not a curated record.
AUGCGUCCGAAAGAGUUGGGGCAGGGUUCAGCCGGCGACGGGCCGGGACCCGGCGAUCCGGCAGCAGUCACCCCAGCUCCUCCGCCCGCAGCCAAUCCCGCUCCAGAACCCUCCGCCGAGCCUGAACCCGCUCCUGUGCAGGUACCGGCGGCAGGACAGGCAGCAGGAUCCGGAUCCGCAACCGUCUCGGGACCCUCAGCGGGAGCUCGCCCGGCCUCCAAGGCUGGAUCGGAGGCAGGAGUCCAGCGCGCGUCCGCAUUCUCGGCAGUCCGGGGGAAUGCCCAGUCCGUGCCCGACAACUCGGACGCGCCGUGGACUCGCUUCAUAUUCCAAGGUCCAUUUGGCCCCCGGGCCGCUGGCUCGGGGACUGGAAAGGCAGCGGGCAUCUGGAAGACUCCGGCUGCCUACAUCGGCCGGCGGCCUGAGGUGUCGGGCCCCGAGCCCUCCUCCUUUAUUCGGGAGCUGGAGGAAGCGCUGUGUCCUGACCUACACCCACCAGUCAAGUAAAUCACUCAAGAAGAUGUCAAAGUGAUGUUAAGUUUGCUAGAGGAGAGAGAGCGGGACCUAAACACGGCAGCUCGCAUCGGCCAGUCCCUGGUGAAACAGAACAGUGUUCUGACAGAGGAGAACAGCAAGCUGGAAGCCAUGCUGGGCUCGGCCAGGGAGGAGGUCUCUCAACUCGAUGACCUUGAGGAGGAGGGACAGAUGUUCAUCCUGGAUUGUGUGGAGCAGUUUUCGGAGGCCAGCCAGCAGAUGGCCGAGCUGUCGGAGGUGCUGGCACUCAGGAUGCAGAACUAUGAACAGCAGCAGAGGGAGGCUGCCCAGCUGCGGGCCCAGGUCAUGAAGCUGCAGCAGUGCUGCCAGGCGUAUGGGGCUGAGGCUGAGAAGUUGCAGCAGCAGCUGGCUUCGGAGAAAGAAAUCCAGAUGCAGCUCCAGGAUGAGCUGCAGGACCUACGGGAGUACUCUGAGUGUGGGAGCAUGCUGACUGAGGCCCAGGAGGAGGUGAAGACCCUCCGCCAGCAAGCCCCGGCGUCCACUGGCUCUGUCACCCGCUACACGCACACUCUACCUCUGGAGGCACUUCCUGAUUUCCAGGAGACCCUGGCUGAGGAGCUCAGAACGUCUAUAAGGAGGAUUAUCUCAGACCCUGUGUUUUUUAUGGAAAGGAAUUAUGAAGUGACUCCAGAGGAGACCUCAGAUCUGGGCUAUGAGCUGCACUACAGUGAAGAUCGAGAGCGGCAGCAGGGGCUUGAGGCAGAGGAAGGGCUGAUGUCGGCUGAGGACUUCGCGCCUGCGGAGGAGUUGGUGCCUGAGGAGGAGCUGGGGGCCACAGAAGAGGCGCUGCCAGCUGACGAGGGGGUGACGGAAGAGGCAGAGCUGGUGUCUGAGGAGGCUGAGGCCUGGGAGGAGGUGGAGCCCUGCACAAGUGCAUGUGCGGAGGAGGCAACGCGGAUGAAUGUGGUCACGUCAGCCCUGGAGGCCAGCGGCUUGGGCCCCUCGCACCUGGACAUGAAGUAUAUCCUCCAGCAGCUGGCCAACUGGCAGGACGCCCAUUAGCAGCUGAGGCAGAAGAUGCUCCAGAAAGGUGAGUGCUCCCGUGGGGGCCUCCCUCCGGCCAGCCGGACAAGCUGCAGAUCGUCAAGCCGAUGA